Molecule: messenger RNA, 1113 nt
Organism: Daktulosphaira vitifoliae (grape phylloxera)
Lineage: Eukaryota; Metazoa; Arthropoda; Insecta; Hemiptera; Phylloxeridae
Product: kynurenine formamidase
Exons: 7
Coding region: 228-1097 (289 amino acids)
Molecular function (GO): hydrolase activity
Source: RefSeq, a predicted model, not a curated record
UUUCAAGUUGUACAAUAUAAAAUAAGGAAUUCGUGUUACAUAUCAUUGUAUCAAUAAAAUUUAAUAAGUGUCGUCGCAGAGUUAGAUGUUUUCUCGUAUAAUAUAUAAAUGUAUGCAGAGAAAUUUUUUAAAACAUUUUUUUUAAAUAGUGUCAAGACAAUGGUACAAACAUUCUAAAAAUACAGUUUGUGAUAUAGCUCUUAUUUAUCUAAACUGGAGUGAAUAAAAUGAAUGAAAAAUAUGAAAAUGAAGUACUUUAUUCGCCGAGCAAAUGGUGUAAACGUAUUGAACAUAAUUCAGUUGUUAAACAUCACAUAAACACAGUUCGGAAAAUUUGUCAGAAAAUUAAAACUUCUCAAUUGAAUAAAAGCACUAAUAUAAGAUAUGGACUGGGCGAUCAACAACUUUUAGAUAUAUACGAAAACAAGUCAAUGAAGUCAAAUUCAUCUACUCCAAGUUUUGUUUAUAUUCAUGGCGGAUACUGGCAAGAACUUGAAAAAGACAUUUCUGCUUAUUGUGUGGAGCCAUUAAUAAAUUCUGAGAUUAGAGUUAUUGUUCCUGGAUAUGAUCUUGCGCCAAAAAGCGAAAUUAUUGAUGAAAUACGCCAACUUUUAUCAUUCUUAGUCAACAACUUAAUGUUUGAAAAUAUUUGGUUGGGUGGUCAUAGUGCUGGUGCUCAUUUAGCUGCAUGUAUGAUACUUACAGCACAACAGGAUUUUCCAGAAAUCAAGGGAUUUGUCUUAAUAAGUGGUAUAUAUGACCUUAAACCGUUGUUGGACACUUCAAUUAACAGUGGUCUACAAUUGAAUGAGACAUCGUGUGUCGAAUGUAGUCCAUUACACAUUUUAAAAGGUUUAAAUAAAUCUAGAAGAACAAGUGAAAUUCUUAUUGUAACCGCCGAAGACGACUCGCCAGCAUUUAAACAGCAAACAUCUCAGUUUCGUAAAUUUCUUGUUAGCCGUGGAUUAAUAGUUAAAGAAGAAUGUGUAGCUGGAGUUGAUCAUUUUAAUAUUGUGGAAAAUCUUUCUGAUAAAGAUUUUUUUUUAACAAAACUGAUCAUCAAAUUCAUUUUGAAUUCAUUAUGCAGUAAAGAUUAAUAUUUGUUAAGACGAA